UGUCGUGCCAUUGUGCCGAGCGGCGUACAUAUGACGGUCGUACUGAUUCGCGAUACGCGUUUUUAUCGAUAACAUUAAUUGGGCUAAUUCGCCCGUUAUGUUAUGAAUUAAAAUAAUAAAGUAAUGAUACAGUUUUGUUUGUAUUGAGUUUCAAAUUUCAAACAGUGUCUCAGUUUCAGUGUGUUCAAACGAACUUGAUAAGCGACAGUUAUCUACUUUAGCCGAACGAGUUUUUAAGGUCUCAAAGUGGAUCUAGAAUUACACCAACGUGCCAGCGGCCACUUGAUGAGUGCCGCUGGUGCCAUGUGCGAGCGGUCCGGCUACGGUGGCACGAUGGCCCACUUCCCCAUGGGCCACAUGUCAGCCAUGGGCGCCAUUGGCACGAUGGGCGCCAUCUCCGCGAUGAACGGACAGUGCCACCAGAAGAAAUCCCAAGAGGAGCACAUAAAGAGACCUAUGAACGCUUUCAUGGUGUGGUCAAGGCUGCAGAGGCGGAAAAUUGCGCAGGACAACCCGAAAAUGCACAACUCGGAGAUAUCAAAACGAUUAGGUGCAGAAUGGAAACUUCUUACUGAAGACGAGAAGAGGCCGUUCAUCGACGAGGCCAAAAGGCUGCGAGCUAUGCACAUGAAGGAACACCCCGACUACAAGUACAGGCCGCGGAGGAAACCGAAAACUCUGAGGAAGGAGGGCUACCCCUACUCAAUACCGUACCCCAGUGUGCCUAUGGACGCCUUAAGGGCUGGUAUGGCCGGCGGGGGCAUGACGCAAGCAAUGGGGGGAUACUACGGUGCCGCUUACGGGCCGCUCGGCGCCAGCAUGGCUGCCGCUGCGGCCGCGGCAGCGCAGCAGAACGCCAUCUCAGCGGCACUGACGCCCAAUGCACAGGUGGGAUCCACAAUGGACAUGUCGAAGUACUCCAUCGAAGACAAAUACAGGAGCUACGGCAUGUACCCCGACCCUUCGCGCGGCUACCUGGACUCGGCUGCACUGUCCAAAGCCUACAUGUACAUGGAUCAGCAGCAGCAGAGGUCAUAUCCAAUGGACAUCAGCAAGAUGUACUCCGAAGCUUCGGCGGCCAUGGUAGGGCUGAGCUCAGCUGUCAAUUCCGCGUCAAGUUUGUCUCCACGUUCCCCAGCGGAAUCCCCAGAUACCCAAAAGACCCAGGACCGCGCAGAAGGCAGCUCCUCAUCCGGGUCUAACCCGUCCCCAUCCCUCCCCUAUUACCAAUCAUCUUCGGGUCUAUUAAUGCCCCAAUAUCCGGGUCAAUAUCCCCAGAAUCCCCAAGGCGGGCCCGAGUUUCGGAGGCCUUUAACGGUUAUAUUCUGACCUGACGUUUAGAAUUGAAUCUCAGAUUAUUUUUGAUUUUAUUUUUGUUGUAAAUAUAUCGAAGGAAGAAUAGUGGCCUAACCCCUGUGACAUUUAAGUCGAAUGACGUGUGGCUGUUAUUCGCUGCAAUUCGUGACGUAAACUGUAACGAUGAUGUCGAAAUUAGCUUCACAGAUGAAUUUCCAACUUAGAUACCAUUUCAAUUUCAUAAGUUAUCCAGACCAGUACCUAGGCUGGCUAUUGAUAUUCAAAUCGAUAUAAACUUUUAAUUGCAAUUGGUCUGUCAUAUUAACAAAUUUUAUUUCUCGCGUAGUUACGUUUCGACGUUAUUAAUUGUUAAGCUGUUAUUUGCAAUUGUUGCAAGAUAAUAUAAGUUCUUGGCAACGAACUCAGAAUACCUUUUUUUUGUAAUUAGGAGGGU
Molecule: messenger RNA, 1750 nt
Organism: Pararge aegeria (speckled wood butterfly)
Lineage: Eukaryota; Metazoa; Arthropoda; Insecta; Lepidoptera; Nymphalidae
Gene: Sox21b
Product: transcription factor SOX-21-like
Exons: 5
Coding region: 286-1329 (347 amino acids)
Biological process (GO): regulation of DNA-templated transcription; anatomical structure morphogenesis; cell differentiation
Molecular function (GO): DNA-binding transcription factor activity, RNA polymerase II-specific; RNA polymerase II cis-regulatory region sequence-specific DNA binding
Source: RefSeq, a predicted model, not a curated record